This is a messenger RNA of Colius striatus (speckled mousebird), 2073 nucleotides long. It is a transcript of the gene CDKN2C, whose product is annotated as cyclin dependent kinase inhibitor 2C. The record is from RefSeq and is a predicted model, not a curated record. Gene Ontology annotation, cellular component: nucleus. Gene Ontology annotation, molecular function: protein kinase binding; cyclin-dependent protein serine/threonine kinase inhibitor activity. The transcript has 3 exons. The coding region runs from base 93 to 596 and encodes 167 amino acids. NCBI's taxonomy places the organism in Eukaryota, Metazoa, Chordata, Aves, Coliiformes, Coliidae. Gene Ontology annotation, biological process: regulation of cyclin-dependent protein serine/threonine kinase activity; negative regulation of cell population proliferation.
GGGAGCUGGAUGCACGCUGCUACGGAAGACUUUUCCUCGGAGCUGUUGCUGCUAAGUCUCCGAUCCCGACUGUGAACAGGUCACCCUAAAGAAUGGCCGAGCCUUCUGGGAACGAGCUGGCGUCCGCGGCUGCCAAGGGGGACCUAGUGCAACUUACUAAUUUGUUGCAAAAGAAUGUAAACGUCAAUGCACAAAAUGGAUUUGGGAGGACUGCGCUGCAGGUGAUGAAACUCGGGAAUCCCGAAAUUGCCCGGAGGUUGCUGAUUAACGGGGCCAACCCCGACCUGAAAGACAGUACCGGCUUCGCUGUAAUUCAUGAUGUAGCCAGAGAGGGUUUUCUGGACACUUUGCAGACUCUGUUGGAGUUCAAAGCCGAUGUUAACGUUGAGGAUAACGAGGGCAACUUGCCCUUGCACUUGGCGGCCCGGGAAGGGCACGCGCGGGUGGUGGAGCUGCUGCUGGGGCGAGCGGAGUGCAAGGUGAGCCACCGCAACAACCGAGGGGCCACCGCCUACGACCUGGCCAAGCUCUACAAGAGAUCCGCCGUGGUGAAGCUCUUGGAGGACAGCAGCUUCUUCCCUGCAGCCAUGAAUUAAAUCCAGCCCGGACGUGCUCUCCUGUGGACAUUGAGGCUUUCAGCCUUCUGUUGUGUUUUUGGGGUUUCCUCCUUUUUAAUAACAUUUGUUGCAACCUCUAUUCUUUUCUUUUGAUCAGCUUGAUAGUAUAAGUCUCCAGAGGUGGGUUUUUAGGAAAUGGAAAUGUUUUAAACCCAUGCUGGUGGCAAUUCCUUACACCUGCCGCUUACAGAGUGCUCACAGACUCAGCCGUGGGUGUCUCAGUCGCUCAUACCUAGUUUUACAAUAUCUUUGCAAUUUAUUUUAGGUCAUUGGUAUUAAGUCAUUAAUACAAGAGCUACAUAUUCACAUGUUUUGUGGACUUUAAAAAGUUGCUGGACUUUUUAAAAAAGCCAGUGCACCCCCCGGGGCACUUCCUCCCCCCCCCCCCCCCCCCUUUCAGUCAGGCUUAAAGGUUGGAAGACCUAUUUGGGGUUAAACCAGCAUUUUAGGGGGUAACCUGCAACUCCCUGCUCAGGCAGAGCUUGAAGUCAAGCUAUUUGGCCUGAAGGCAGGAUCGUGCUUAGAUGCUUUGGGAAACAGUUGCAUUUUGACACUAACAGGAGCUUGUAGAAAUAGGUCACUUUCUAAAUGUAGAUGACACUUUUCUCCUUUGUAUAUUUAAACUUUCACCGAGCUGGUUUUUAAUUUAGUUACCAGAAACAGUGUAAGUGGUGUUUUUUGGAUUGUCAGAGGUUUUAAACAGCUCAGUUCAGUAGUUCGUGUUUACUGUGCUCAGUGCACAGAGACUUUUUUUUCUAGUUUCAAAACAAACAGCAGAGAACCCUUGUCAGAGGCAGGAGGACACGAAGGCUGCAACACAACUUUUCUGGUCUUUUCAUUAGCUGAGGGCAGCUUAGAUGCUCUUUAAGAAGUAUUUGUUUUCCACCAACUAUUCUGUUUUGCCUGGAAAUAAGCUAUUUUAAGAAUAAAUGUAUCUCACAACACAGGAAUCUUUUACAGUGACAUUUAGGAAGCAGCAUGUCUGGUAGUCGUGAAGUUACGUUACUGCUUGCACUUAAGAUGCAAUUUAGCCAUUGAAAAUUUUCUACUGCAAUACAGUUGAGAGUAUUCAUCAGAGUUAUUCACCUCUCCAGCUACAACAGGAGCUAACAACGUUCAACACCGUAUGGGGAAGAGUUUAGUAUGAAACUUUACAACUGACACAGACUCCAAUUGUUGGACAGAUCUGGGGCAGUUGAAAGUGCUUUCUUUUGAAUAGUUUAAUUUUUAAUUAUUGUGAAAAAUCGAUGCAAAAUAAACAGUACUUAAGAUAGCACUUAAAAGAGGAAGGGAUGCACAUUAGGUUAGAUUUUAACUCUUAAAAAAAAAUAGCCCUGCAAAACCAGUUAGUACCGUUUUCAAGUUAAAAGCAAUUUGCUGAAACUGCCUGUCACGUCGACUCUACGCUCUAUCACACUGCUGUGUUUUCUGAUUAAAAACCUCUGUCAAAGAUGAA